UCUCUUCCCCGUUGCAGCCCACCCGAAAGAAAAAAAAAAAAGGGAACCCAACCAUGCCUUGGAAAAUCGAGAAAAUUUCGGAUCUGCCUUGCUCUGUCUUCACCGCCGGCUGCUCCGGCUUUGUGCGGUUUGAUUUUCUCCAGUUUCUGAUUUCCGUGAGUUUCCCUGCAGAUCCCGCCGGCCUCCUCCCCAAACUGCAGCUCCGGUUUCCUUGCUUGCAAAUUCUGGUUCCUGAUCGUUCUGUCAGUUUAGCACUAAGAUCGAGUCUUCGGUUUUAUGCAAGUGAGGAAGCGAGGUCAAGGACAGGGAAAAAUGAGAGAAGUGAUGAGUUAGAAGGCUAGCCAUUUCGAGAUUGAUAUAGAUUUUAGAAAUAAAUCAUACUUUUGUAAGAUAGAUUUUACCUUGAAUUUAUGAGAUCAAAACAGAUUUUGGUCAUUAGAUCAAAUACUUGGAUUUAAGUCAUUUUGGAUAUAGAAAUAAAUUGAAAUAUUUGAU
Molecule: messenger RNA, 495 nt
Organism: Rubroshorea leprosula
Lineage: Eukaryota; Viridiplantae; Streptophyta; Magnoliopsida; Malvales; Dipterocarpaceae
Source: the annotation of a GenBank genome assembly